CCUUGCAUCUUACCUCUCUGUCCCUCUGUCUGAUACUGUGAAACUUCGUUUUCUGGUUUCUCUUUUUUCCAAUUAAAAUUUACUUUAUUCUGCUUUAGAUCCCAUACGCCAUACCUCAUGCCCCAUCACACCAAACUUUUACCCUCUCUCUCUCUCUCUCUCUCUUUCUCUUUCACUUUCUUUCUACCUCACACACUGCCACAACUCACAUGCACUCUUCUCUUUUUAAACCUCUGCCAACCAAACUCACGCUCACACACACACACACAUCAAAGACCACCCCAUUUUCUAGCCAUUCUUUCAGACUCACUCUUCACUCUUAAACCCUUCACUAUUCCCUUAAUUCACCUGCAAUGGAAGAAUACUACUACAAGAAGAGCCAUGUGCCAGCAUUUGGAAGCUGGGAUUGGAACGAUAACUUGCCAUUCACACAGUGCUUUGAGUCAGCGAGGCAAGCUGGUUUGCUACGAUGUAGUUACUCUGAUCAAUCCGAGGAUCGUGACCUUUACGUUACGGGGGAUCUGUACGAGAAUAACGUUGUCACACCCGCUAUGAUCGUUGUUCCUCGUAGAAGGGCAAAGGUGCUUGACCAGCAUGAAAAAGAAACAAAAUUGAAGAAUUGGAUCAGUGAUGUGGAUAGUGAACCACCAAGCCCAAUUUCACUGCCAAGACCAACUUCAAAACCCGUUGAUGAAGACUUGUAUAAGAUCUCACCGGGGCUUCUUUAUGCCAAAGCUAAAAAGAAGAGAGGGUUGUGUUUCUUUUCUAGUUGCUUGAUACCAACUUGCAUUGCUUGAAAUUCAGAGAAGUGGUGGUUUCCAAUGUACAUAUAAGUGAAAUAGAGGAAUAGAUACUUCAAUUGGAUGAUGCUUAUGUAAAAGCAGCAUAUUUUGGGUCGAAUUAAGAGACUAUUAUUUUAGUCAUGAUAUGGGGUUGUCUUCUUGCCAAUUUAGAUUUUAGAGGGUGCUUUUUAUUCUUCCACUUUUCCGUUUAGUCUUUGAUGUACUUGUACUAUGGGCUGUGUUAUUGUCAUGAUUAGAACUUGUGUUUGAAAAGCUGUGUAAAGAAUUGGAGACAAAAAAAAAAGGUUUGUAAAAAA
Messenger RNA from Cajanus cajan (pigeon pea), 1099 nucleotides. RefSeq lists its product as uncharacterized. The record is from RefSeq and is a predicted model, not a curated record. Lineage: Eukaryota; Viridiplantae; Streptophyta; Magnoliopsida; Fabales; Fabaceae.